AUGCCACACCAACCCGCCGACCUUGAGACGGCGCUGAAGAAGAAGGGCGGUCUUACUCUGUCGCAACUGGCCAACUACGACGAUGUUAUUACUGAUGCGCUGGUUGAUCGCGUCUACUUCUGGUCAACGAUCCGCAAAUUGAAAGCCAACUUCCACCCGAGCCGAGGCGUACAACAGGAAGACGUGUGCAAGAUUCUGCAGGAAGAUGUGGUCAUAAAUAAAGACGCUGCAAAAGCGCACGAGAGGCUGCUCAACCUCCCUGGUUUGAAGAGGUUCAAAAACAUGCUCAAGACCGAGGAUGAGAAGGGACACUUUGAGCGCCACCUGCGCAAGUACGUGAACAUGUAUCUGCCAGACUGUCCGUUCGAGGUCACAACAACGAAUCGAUAUACGAUUGAGACUGCAGAAGCGGCGGUCACCGCGAGAAGGUACAUCAAGAAGGGCGAGCCGAUCAAAUAUCUCAGUGGGAUUCAGGUGGAGAUGUCCGAACAAGACGAAAAGGAGAUGAAAGGACGCACAGACUUCAGUGUUGUUGUGUCCAGUCGGCGGAAGCGACCAUCGCUCUUUCUUGGCCCAGCACGCUUUGCGAACCACGACUGUAAAUCCAAUGCCGGCCUUAACACGACCGGUCCCCAUGGAAUUCACAUCGUCGCGCGCAGAGAUAUCGACGUUGGCGAAGAGAUUACUGUAACAUAUGGCGACGACUACUUUGGCAUCGACAAUUGUGAGUGUUUAUGUGGCACGUGUGAGGAUGAGUUGCGGAAUGGCUGGGAUCCGCGCGGUCAGAUCAUCCACGAGGAGAGCAGCAGCGAGGAAGAGUCUGAUGAAGAUGUCUCGCAGCAAGCUGCGCCAGCAAGACGAAGAGUGCCAGAUCCCAGUCCUGCUCGGAAGCGAAAGCGCGAGGACGCUGAUGAGCAAAAAGUUAAUGGCGAAGGACCAUCCUUGAAGCGAGGUCGAGGACGACCGAGAAAAUAUCCGAGACUUGACGAAGCAACAGCGGCGGCUAAAGCUCAGCAGGAGGACGACAUGGACUCUGAAGAUGAGCUUGCAGCGCCGGAGAGAACGGGCAACAACCUCUUCGGUCGAGCCUUCAGACCUGCUCGAAACCAAGGAUCGUUCGCAGAGAUCGGCAAGUUAAGCUCAGGCGAUCGCAGAGACCCGAUACUUGACAAGGUGUUACGGAUGCUGGGCAGUGUUGCUGAUCGCCAAAAACUUCGUCGUAAUACACUACCAGCUCCUGCACCAGCUCCACCAAUAGCACCUCCGACGCCUCCGGAACAAGAAGACGAGGACAUGGAGGACUACGAAGAGGAUGAUGAUCUUGAACAAAUGAGAAACGGUCGUACGACUUUGCGCGGCGCUCGUGGUAGAUUCACCCGCCUCGGGAAGGCACACAUCUCUCGAAAGAACAGCUCAGACUCCUUAGGAAGCAGACAGGGCUCCGGAGUGGAGCUGGGACCGCAAUCUUCGAAAAGUAAGCUCCCAUCCGUCAAGAAGGAACGCAGCUUCUCCAACUUGCGGAAUGUGGUCAACGCAAACGACUCGCCAGAUGAUGAUCCGUACAGCAUACAGCCAUCCCCAGCACCGCGGGAAGAGCUUUCGAAGAAACGUGGGCGCGGACGACCACGCAAGUAUCCACGACCUGAAGACAUUGAUCCUGUGGCGGAUGACAGCUCACCAUCUUCGGCGAACACCGAUAAUUCGUCCUCUGCCUCGCAGGCGUCUAGUGCCACAUCUAUGGACACCUUUACUGGCGGUAACAUCGCUCAAGGUAUCUGUGAGAUGCUGACAACUGGUCCUGAUGCAGAAGAAGGAUCGUCUUCUCGCAAGGUGCAAGUCACAGUCACUGAAGCAACGGCGAGCAUGACCCGUACGCGAUCUGCGCGACGAGGUGAUGCGCAGCUUCUCUCUCCAGACAGCGCGGAUCACGAUCGAGGGAUGCGGCGCAAGAGCACGCGCGGAUCGCAGACCGAAGUAAAGGCGACUGUGACAAGUAUUGAGGUGAUUGACUCUGAUGAUGGUGCUGAAGAAUCGGUUGUACGAGGCAAAGCGCGCAUACCGAGAGAUUACCAUCUCUGCGAGGCUCUACUCUCUACCGCAUACCACCGCUGGGUAGAAUGUCGCAACUGCGACGAGUUCUUCGUGCAAUCCGAUGCCUACCAAACCCGCAUCGCCUGCCCCAGGUGUGAACGACACAGCAAGCUAUACGGCUACUACUGGCCCAAGACCGACAAGGAAGGUAAACACGACAAAGAAGAGCGUAUCCUUGACCACCGCCAGAUCCACCGCUUCAUCGACCCUGAAGAAGAGCGCUUCGAGAGGAAAGGCAAGAAAGCACUGGCGGAAGUGUUGAAGGAGAAGGAGAUCUCCGACCGACAGGAGAGUCAAGAGUCUGAGUCGAAACCAGAUCGCGCAAGUCGUUUGAGGGGCAGUCCAAGACGAAGUGAAAGCAGGAGAAAGCUUGCGAGGAUGACUAUGUGA
This is a messenger RNA of Fulvia fulva, 2481 nucleotides long. RefSeq names its product Histone-lysine N-methyltransferase SET9. Gene Ontology annotation, cellular component: nucleus. The transcript has 2 exons. NCBI's taxonomy places the organism in Eukaryota, Fungi, Ascomycota, Dothideomycetes, Mycosphaerellales, Mycosphaerellaceae. Gene Ontology annotation, molecular function: DNA binding; protein binding; histone H4K20 methyltransferase activity. The record is from RefSeq and is a predicted model, not a curated record. Bases 1 to 2481 code for a protein of 826 amino acids.